AUUGCUGGACUCACAUGUUGCCGGCUUCAGCUGUCACGCGAGCCCGGGCCGAGGCGCCCCUCCGGCGGCUACUCACCGGCCGAAGACCGCGGAUAUCCGUCGGCACCAAAGCGGCGAGCCGAGCCCAGCACACGCAGGUCGACGUCGGAAGUCGACAUGUUGACUCAGAAGGACGUUCUGCUAUUUCUGGACGGGCCAGCGGUGGGAUAUCCGUGGACUUUGAGCAGACCAGAGAGGCUUAUAAAAGCAAGGACUCGUUGGAGCUCCUUCGAAGCCUGCUGGUUCUCAAGAUGUGCUCCUACGACUUCCUGGUUGAGAAGAAUCAAGAGAUAAUGGAUUUCGGUAAAAAGGUGUUGGGGCAGAAAGGCUUUGAUCAGUUGAUGAAGAUGACGUUUUAUGGCCAGUUUGUGGCCGGCGAGGAUCACAUGACCAUCAGGCCGCUCAUCCAGAAGAAUCUGGCCUUUGGUGUGGGCUCCGUGCUGGACUACAGUGUGGAAGAGGACAUCAUCCAGGAGGAGGAUCCACAGACACCAAUGUACUCAAAUGCAUCCAGUGAAGAGAAAGGUGAGGACUACAAAGAUACGUUUGGUGGAUCUCAAACAUAUUUCUAUGCAGAUGAGAGCAAAUGCGACCAACAUAUGGAAACAUUCAUUAAAUGUAUUGAGGCAUCUGGUGGGAGUUCAAUGGAUGGCUUCUCUGCCAUCAAAAUGACCGCUCUGGGACGACCUCAGUUUCUGCUCCAGUUCUCUGAAGUCCUGGUGAAAUGGCAGCGAUUUUUCAGCUUCCUGGCAUCCAUGCAGGGUAAAGAUGGCGUUGAUGUCUUAGAGCAAAAGUUGGAUCUUAAACAGAUGCAGGAAUGUUUGAGCAGUGUGGGUGCAAAUGGGGACUUCUACAGUGUGCUGACUGCACAGAGGGAGAAAACUUCAGGCACUUUUGACCUCCUUGACUGGGACAGCCUUUUCGAUGACAGAGCAAACCUGGCGGAACUGCUUGUGGUCCCAAAUGUUCAGCUUGGUGAACUGGAGCCUCUACUGCAAGACUUCACUGCAGAGGAGGAGGGACAAAUGAAGAGGAUAUUGCAGCGCAUGGAUAUUUUAGCAAAACACGCCGUAAAAAACGGCGUCCGCUUGAUGGUGGAUGCAGAACAGACCUACAUGCAGCCGGCCAUUCGCAGACUAACACUGGAUAUGCAGAAGAUUUACAACAAAGAUAAGCCAGUCAUCUUCAACACCUACCAAUGCUAUUUGAAGGAUGCUUUUGACAACAUUACUUUGGAUGUUGUGUUAUCGCGACGUGAGGGCUGGCACUUUGCUGCCAAGCUGGUGCGAGGGGCCUACAUGCGCCAGGAGCGGGAAAGGGCCUUGGAGUUUGACUAUGAGGACCCCAUCAACCCUGACUACGAGACCACCAACAGAACGUACCAUAGAUGUUUGGAUUUCGUGCUGGAUGAGAUUGCUCUUAACAGAAACGCCAACAUUAUGGUUGCUUCCCAUAAUGAGGCCACAGUGAAACACACAUUAUGGAGAAUGAAUGAGCUGGCUCUGUUGCCCAGGGAAAACAAAGUGUUCUUUGGCCAGCUCCUGGGCAUGUGUGAUCAGAUCAGCUUCCCACUGGGCCAAGCAGGCUUCCCCGUCUACAAGUAUGUCCCCUACGGCCCAGUGAACGAGGUGAUGCCCUACCUGAGUCGCAGAGCCCAGGAGAACCGAGGCUUCAUGAAGGGUGCCCAAAAGGAGAGAGAACUGUUGUGGAAGGAGCUGAAACGUAGAUUGGCCUCCAGGGAGCUUCUCUAUAGACCGGCAUACUGAAAUUAGUGAGGAAGAGAUGUGGUGUCUUUUGCUGUCUUCAUGUUUCUUCUGUCGGUAUUUCAUUCUUUUAUUUCUCCCAAUGCUGUGUUCCCCCCCCCCAUCCCAUCAGUUGUUGAUGUCUCCCACAUGCUCUCCCCCUUUACAUUUCUGUCCAUUCUUCAUUUUGCUCUCCUUUUGUCUUCAAAUUACUAGUAUCAAUCAAGUGGGCAUCUCAAGUGCUUUAAUCAGACUCGUGAAAAUGUCAACAAGUCCUGGCCAGCCAUUUUUUUUCUUCCACCUAUUCAUCAAGCACAAAGACAACAACACGCGCAACUAAGAGGCAUCAUUUCAAUGGUAAUAACUCCAUUAUCUAUAUUGUCCAUCUUUUAUUUUGUUUAAUAAUGGACACCCACAAUUCACCUCGAUGAGGUGUCUCUGUAUAUCUGUGUUUUAAGCCUGUUCAUGAGCCAGUGUGACCUCAUUACAUUACUUAAGUUGUUAUUGUGCUAAGGAUUCAGGGAGGGAAUCUUCUUUUUAUACAAAUACUUGUAAGUCUGUGCGCUUGUUUUUAUCUUGGUACACUGGUACACCUACACAUUUUAGUGAGAUCCAAUCAAGUAUCAGUACUGUUUUAUUAUCAUAGAUACAUUUGUUAUUAUAAUUUGGACUGGUGUAGAACUCCAGUGCAUCACGUCGCUAUAAUGCAAUUUAUUAAAUUUUUUUAAAGAACCUUCUCAUGUAGCUGAAGUAGCCAGCAGUUAAUGCCUUUCUGAAAUUGGUCCAUAUUAACUUUGUAAAAGCAGUAUUCUUGAUAUACUUGAUGAUCAUGUAUUAGAUCUCAUUACAUUGUGCAGUUGCACCUGAUGUUGUGGCCAGUGAGUUACCUCAAAUUGUGCACUCAGCUCUGAUAGGUGAUGUGCCUCAAUGAAACAAAAUAACGCAGCACUUCAAAUAAACAUUUUUUCCCCCCCCCUGACUCUUAAAAAUUAACUGAUGGGCGCCGCUUGCGAUCUUUUCGACAACACACUCAACUUGCGGGGCAGACAUGGCAUCAGUAAAGCUGAAUCGUACUGUCGAUAUAUGUAUGCAUUAUGUACUAGAUAUGUAUGUAUAUGUGUGUGUUUGGAGGUUUUGAUUGAUUAAUUUUGCUUGUAAAUACGUGUGAAGGCAACGGUUUACA
Molecule: messenger RNA, 2964 nt
Organism: Phycodurus eques (leafy seadragon)
Lineage: Eukaryota; Metazoa; Chordata; Actinopteri; Syngnathiformes; Syngnathidae
Gene: prodhb
Product: proline dehydrogenase (oxidase) 1b
Exons: 14
Coding region: 15-1805 (596 amino acids)
Cellular component (GO): mitochondrion
Molecular function (GO): proline dehydrogenase activity; FAD binding
Source: RefSeq, a predicted model, not a curated record